GCCCAUGUCCUAACAGGAGGAGAUUCAAACUGAUGCAGCACAUUUUUACGGGGGCUACCCAGAUUGCUGUUAUGAAAUACAAGUCAGAUUUAUGAUCUUUUUCAUAUUGAACAUGAUAUGCUAUGCUAACGCUGCAUGUGACAGUUUAAUCAAAUCCAUUUGUUACCACGAAGCUAAAAGGGGCCGCUGGGAUUUUAGGAUUACGGGCAGAGUUAGGGAAGCAUGUGGCUUUGUCAUUCGCCAUCAUUUUGCACACCGCCACACUGCGAGGGGCUCUGUGUGUGCGCUCUGUCUCGUCUGGCCGCCCUCAUCCCUUCCCCCACCCCCUGCCGCCACUCCGACCCGCUCCCAAAGUGGCUUCACAAUAGUCGGUCCUCGGCGGUGUAGGCUGCGCACCAGGUCCACACUUGAGCUAAAUCCAGGAGACCCCCUUCCACUUCUACCUUGGGCUCUGUGCUCAAUGCGAAGCUGCUGCAACUCAGGCACGCCUAAGUCAACUCAUGCAGAAAAAGGAGAAAAGUUUUGGUAUACAAAUGCUCUCAGUCCAGCCAGACACCAAGCCGAAAGGUUGUGCUGGCUGCAACCGAAAGAUCAAGGACCGGUAUCUUCUAAAGGCACUGGACAAAUACUGGCAUGAAGAUUGCCUGAAGUGUGCCUGCUGUGACUGUCGUUUGGGAGAGGUGGGCUCCACCCUGUACACUAAAGCUAAUCUUAUCCUUUGUCGCAGAGACUAUCUGAGGCUCUUCGGUGUAACGGGAAACUGUGCUGCCUGUAGUAAGCUCAUCCCUGCCUUUGAGAUGGUGAUGCGUGCCAAGGACAAUGUUUACCACCUGGACUGCUUUGCAUGUCAGCUUUGUAAUCAGAGGGAUAUUCGGAGCUAUGGCAGAGACAGGACAUCAAAGAGUCACAGAAGAGUGUAAUCGAUGCUAAACAGAUCUAUACCGAGGGAAGAGAGAUUUUGUGUUGGAGACAAAUUUUUCCUAAAGAAUAACAUGAUCCUUUGCCAGACGGACUACGAGGAAGGUUUAAUGAAAGAAGGUUAUGCCCCCCAGGUUCGCUGAUCUAUCAACAUCACCCCAUUAAGAAUACAAAGCACUACAUUCUUUUAUCUUUUUUGCUCCACGUGUAUAUAAGAAUUGACACAGGAACCUACUGAAUAGCGUAGAUAUAGGAAAGCAGGAUGGUUAUAUGGAAUAAAAGGCGGACUGCAUCUGUAUGUAGUGAAAUUGCCCCAGUUCAGAGUUGAAUGUUUAUUAUUAAAGAAAAAAGUAAUGUACAUAUUGCUGGAUUUUUUUGCUUGCUAUUCGUUUUUGUGUCACUUGGCAUGAGAUGUUUAUUUUCGACUAUUGUAUAUAAUGUAUUGUAAUAUUUGAAGCACAAAUGUAAUACAGUUUUAUUGUGUUACCAUUUGUGUUCUGUUUGCUUCUUUGUAUUGUUGCAUUUAGUACAAUCAGUGUUUAAACUUACUGUAUAUUUAUGCUUUCUGUAUCUACCAGCUAUUUUAAAUGAGCUGUAACUUUCUAGUAAAGAAUUGAAGAGCAAAUCUCUCACUAAUGAUACACAUAUAGAUAAAGCAAGUCUAUCAACAUUAAAAUACUAAAAAAAAAUGAAGACACCCACAAAGCAUUUUAGCAACAUCCAAUAUUAUUGCCACUAUGAUUUAGAGUCUAUCAGUGUUCUCAUUAUAACCCCCUAUUUUCAGGGGGUUAAAGAUCAGCUUUAAAAAUGCAUAAAAAUUUCAUCUUAAAGCACUUUCAUUUUAUACCAACGUGAAAAGUGCCAUUUUUAGAAUAACUUUAAAGCUUAGCAGUUAUCCUUUUAAUAUACUUUUCUUUUCUUUUUUUUUUUUUUUUUUUUUUUUGCUGUGCUCUUUAUCUACACAAUGGCCAAUGGCUUUGUUUUAUUUUUUUUUUUUUCAGCCAUUUACCCCUUAUGUAAACUAGUGCCUUUGGGUAUCAUAUAAAAUUUUUCCAAAGGGUUACUUUAAAAAAAGUGUUACACCACUAUUGUGAGAUAAUUUUAAAAUGAUAAAUUUCUUGUACAAAUUUUGCCCAGAUUUCUCUGUAAGAGCUAAGGGUUUAAUAACUUUAUGGCUUGAUAAAUUUCUGGCACUGAAAGAAUUUGAGUGCAAACCUACUGAAACCAUGAGAAUGCACAUCGAAGUUAUGAUGAUAUUUGAGAAGGUUACUUUUGAUCAGAGCAACAUAGCGCUCACAGAAUUUUCUAGAAGAAGAGAAACAAAGGGAUUGUUAAAAAGCUGAGGACUGGUGAUUAUAUAUUUUUCUGCAUUUACCUGACACUUAUUUUAAUGUUCAAACAUGAAGACUUUAAAAGUUUGACGUGUCUUACUCAUGCUUUUCUUUAAGUAGUUACCGGCUCAGAAUAUAUCACACUUAAGGCUGAAAUCUGCCAUUCCAUUUUUCAAAGGUGAAAAAUUAUUCCCUUACCAACAUGAUAGCUGAUAAAGAAGAAAGCUUUCUAGAAACAAAUUAUGGAGACUGAUUAUUUAAAUUACAAUUAAGGGAAUAAAAAUAAGACUAUGAUCCCUUCUCCUGGGUUGCUGACACUUUGCUACUUUGCUUCUGCUCCCUGGAAUAGAACAGCUUUUCAGCAAACCGAAUUCCACACAGGCACAGUGAAGCAUAUUUUUAUUAGAGCAAAUUUAGUGCUAUGGAUUUUCUUUUUUCUCUACUUUUUUCUUAAUCACUUGUAUAGGAAACAAUAUUUCCCAGUGUUAUUUGCAUACAUAUUUUGUCCUGCCAAUAUAUGCAUUGCCGAUGAAAAUUAAAUGUGAUACCUGGAUUCUUGGUUUGGGGCCAAAAUAUUAAACUGAAAAUAAUGCUGGUGUGGAUUUUAGUUGUUUAAAAAAAAAACAAAGCUUUAUUAUGAACCUGCAUGUGAAUCUGGUUACUGCCUCUCAUUUUUAAGAAAAUGGUUCUGUGAAAAGUGAAUGAUAUGUAUUUUUACAAAUACUUCAUGGUUAAGAGUGUUCAAGUCACAUGUCCCCCAGAUGUGAGAUAUACUGAAAAAAAAAAGAAUUGCAGAAAUAGCUAUUUGGGGCCCACAGAAUAACUAUUAUUUUAGCCUUAGAGCCUUACAUUUGUUUCAUGAUAAGACUUGCAUAGCCAAAACCACAAUCAAAAUCAAACAAAUGGGGGGGAGGGGCAGAGGGAUAUGUGAAAAGUGGUUUUCUUAAGCAGCCCUGCUAGUCCCCAUUAAGAGGUGUCUGAAAUUCAUGUGGAUGUAAAAUUUUAAUUGCCAGUAUCUUUUUCAAAUGAUCUUUUUUAGAUUUAAAUGGUUUUGCAUAUGUUUAUCAAUAUGUUAAAAUACUUGUAAAUUGGGAACAAACUUCUCUAAGCUUCAGGAAGCUGUUCAGUUAUCCUUGCCACCCAAAGACCAAACAAGUUUUUAUUGCCUUUUCUUUUCCUAAAUCUUUCGGGAAUUAAUUCUUAUGCUUUUUACUACAAACAAAAUUACUCACCUGGAUUAAAGAUUAAGGCCUUAAUCUCUUUAGAUUAUCUUUAAUCUCCACGAAAUUGUGAAACCAGACAGAAAUGGGUCAUUUUAUAGCUAAUUGCCCAUAAAUAGUAGCAUUUUUGACCUGAAGUACUAAGCUAAUUGUCUUGACUACGCAAAGUCCCUGAAUUGUUGUCAACUCACCUCUUUGUGUUGUGUGGCCUUGAUGUCACUUAGCUCAUCAUCCGGCGCCUCCAGUAGGACACCUCCAAAGGAGCUUUGAUUUCUAAGCAAGCUCCCUUCCUAACCUGCGUCUCCCAGCGGCUGCCUGCGAUGAAGGACCAGGCACCUCCACUCCACCAGAGUGCUGGCUGAGUUUAAAAGCUGACCUGUGUUUGUAAUUUCACUUUCAUCUUGCUUAAUAAAUAUCUGCUGGAUUCUUUCA
Felis catus (domestic cat) is the source of this 3901-nucleotide messenger RNA. RefSeq names its product LIM domain only 3 (gene LMO3). The transcript has 5 exons. The coding region runs from base 501 to 920 and encodes 139 amino acids. Gene Ontology annotation, molecular function: DNA-binding transcription factor binding; transcription coactivator activity. Gene Ontology annotation, cellular component: nucleus. Gene Ontology annotation, biological process: positive regulation of transcription by RNA polymerase II. The record is from RefSeq and is a predicted model, not a curated record. Lineage: Eukaryota; Metazoa; Chordata; Mammalia; Carnivora; Felidae.